Messenger RNA from Melanaphis sacchari, 1726 nucleotides. Its product is annotated as cytochrome P450 4C1-like. Bases 77 to 1606 code for a protein of 509 amino acids. The record is from RefSeq and is a predicted model, not a curated record. NCBI's taxonomy places the organism in Eukaryota, Metazoa, Arthropoda, Insecta, Hemiptera, Aphididae. Gene Ontology annotation, molecular function: iron ion binding; heme binding; monooxygenase activity. The transcript has 11 exons.
CAUAGGUCGUAGGUACUCUUUAUUGGUUCAAUUUUAUUUGAAAUCUUUAUUCUUUUAUAAUAACUUUACUAACAUCAUGACAAUUUUUUUAUUAUUGAGUUUAUUAUUAGUUUUUAUAAUUUUGAUUUUGAUAUUCACAACGUGUUUCUGUGCUCAAAGACCCAAGGAACAUUACCGCUUAUGCGCAAAAUUACCAUCCAUGCCACGAGGAUAUUUGACUGAUUUAAAAUUUUCUUAUAAACUAUCUACACUAAAAUCUAAAGAUGUUUUGCCGUUUUUUAGUAAUAUCUUAAAGCAGUAUGGACCAUUGUUACAUAUAAACGUAUUGGGCCAUUCAUACGUAUUGUUAAACGAUCCAGACGAUAUAAAAGCUUUAUUAUCCAGUCCACAUCACAUAAACAAAGGCCCAGAAUAUGGAAUGCUUAAGCCUUGGUUAAAUAAAGGUCUUCUAACAAGUGGAAGUUUAAAAUGGCAAACAAGAAGAAAACUGCUGACCUAUACAUUUCAUUUUAAAAUAUUGGAAACGUACAUCCCUACGUUUAAUAAACAUGCUCAGUGCUUAACAAAAAAACUUGAAAAUUUGGCUAGUAACAAUCAACAUGUAUCUAUUUAUAAUCACAUAACACUUUGUGCAUUAGACGUUGUUUGUGAUACAAUAAUGGGAACUGAAUUACGAUCUCAGGAGGGUAAAUCUAUAGAAUAUGUUAAAGCAAUAAAUACAGUAACUGAUGUCAUGAUUAAACGAAUAUUCAAAUUUUGGCUUUGGAAUGAAAGAAUUUUUAAUUUGAGUCAAAAUGGAAGAAAUUUUAAUAAAUCUCUUAAGGUUUUACAUACGUUUACUGAAAAUGUGAUUAAAGAAAAACGAGCUAAACUUGAAUCCGUUAAUUGUUUAGAAACCGAAGAAUUAAGUUUUGGCAAAAAACGAGUAGAAUCAUUUCUUGAUCUUCUAAUUGGAAUAUCAAAACAAAAUCCAGAAAAAAUGACAGAUUUGGAUAUUAGAGAAGAAGUUGAUACAUUUUUAUUUGAGGGACACGAUACAUCAUCAACUGCCAUAACAAUGGCUUUCAUACAAUUGGGAUUGGAUCAAGACAUCCAAGACAAUGUAAGGGAAGAAUUAAACUUAAUAUUUGGAAAUAGUGAUAGAGAAGCAACUAUGGCAGAUCUUAAAUCUAUGACAUAUUUAGAACGGGUAAUAAAGGAAACUAUAAGACUAUAUCCAAGUGUUCCUGGUGUUACUCGAAAGCUUAGACAAAAUCUUCAGAUAAGAGAGUAUCAAAUUCCACCACAGUCAGUAGUUGUAGUAAUACCAUAUUUACUUCAUCGUGAGGAAAAAUAUUUUCCAAAUCCUUUGACAUUUGAUCCAGAUAGAUUUUUACCUGAAAACAGUACCAAUAGGCAUCCUUAUGCCUUCAUACCAUUUAGUGCUGGUCCCAGAAAUUGUAUUGGACAAAAAUAUGCUAUGUGUCAAAUGAAAACUAUAAUAUCGACUGUUAUUAGAAAGAUGAAAAUUGAAACGUUAGGAAGUCAAGAAGACAUUAAAAUAGGUGCACAAUUGAUUUUACGACCUGAAUCAUUACCUGAUAUAAAACUAACUAAAAUUAAUUAAUGUAUUUUGAUUAAUUUAAAAAAUGAAAAUUGUUAAUUUUUAUACAUUUAUUAUUUUAUUAUUUUUAUUUGUUAUAAAACAAAAUAUUAUUAGAAAACAUUAAUGCAGGUUUGAGUAAGA